GGGUAUCAAGUAGCGAUGAAGAAGACGCAGAAGGGCAAGAAGGCACCGGCACCUUGUCCAGCAGCAGCGGCACCAUCGCCCAGCCCGCUGGACAUGUUCAAGGACUGGAAGAGCGAUCGCGUCCACAAGGUAGUCAUGGAGAACUCUAGGAUCAGGGUGGGAGCAGUGGCGACUCAAGGUCCCAGGCCCAAAAUGGAGGACGCCUACGCCUGCGUCCCCGACCUGGACGCCUCCUCCUCCUUCGUCGCCCUCUACGACGGCCACGGCGGCUGCGCGGCAGCGCGCUACUGCGCCGAGCACCUCCACCGGCGCCUCGUCUCCGACCCACACUACAAGAAGCGCGAGUUUGCCCGCGGCCUCCGGGAGGUGUUCGCGAAGAUGGACAGGGCCAUGCAGAGCCCGGCCGGCGCGGAGGAGCUCCGCAAGCUCGCGGAGGACAACAAGGAGGUGGCGGGCGCUGGCAAUUGCGGCACUACCGCGGCUGCCGUUUUGAUCCUGGACGACAGGCUCUUCGUGGCGCAUGUCGGGGACAGCCACUGCACGCUGUGGCGGGGAAACGAGGCCGUGGCGGUGACGAGGGAUCACAAGCCCGAGACGAUGCCCGGGGACUGCGAGAGGGCGGUCAGGGCCGGGGCGACGGUGGUGAAGAACAAGUGGCUCGAGAUUGGCAGCGUGAACUCUCGUGGCGAGAAGGGCCAGUUUGGGCUGCAGAUGACGCGGGCCUUGGGUGAUUUCAUGUGGAAGAGCAACGCGGAGCUGGAGCCCGAGGAGCAGGCCGUGGUGGCUGUUCCCGAGGUUGUGGAGAUUGAUCUCCGCGAUGGUGGAUGCGAGUUCCUGGUGCUGGCGUCGGACGGGGUGCCGCGGGAGUGCGUGGAGAGCAUCUGUCCCAGCGUGCAUGACUGGCUGCUCGAGGAGGAGGAGCACCGGGAGAGGCAUGGAGGUGGUGGAGCGUUCCAGUACCAGCAGGGGAGCAUGGAGCUCGCCUUUUUUUGCGACAGGAUGCAGAGCAUGAGCUUGGAGGUUGACAACAAGACUGUGGUUCUCGUCCACCUCAAGCGCUUCAAGCCCCUGGCUUGAGAAUUCUAGAGCUGUUAUGAGCUGUUGCAAUCUAUAAGAAAUUUUAACAUA
Selaginella moellendorffii is the source of this 1128-nucleotide messenger RNA. RefSeq names its product probable protein phosphatase 2C 60. Gene Ontology annotation, molecular function: cation binding; protein serine/threonine phosphatase activity. Lineage: Eukaryota; Viridiplantae; Streptophyta; Lycopodiopsida; Selaginellales; Selaginellaceae. The transcript has a single exon. The coding region runs from base 16 to 1077 and encodes 353 amino acids. The record is from RefSeq and is a predicted model, not a curated record. Gene Ontology annotation, biological process: protein dephosphorylation.